UACACAUCCUACCUUUUCUCUUCUGUCAGCCUCGCAAGCCUUUGACACAAUGAAGUGGGUGACUUUUAUUUCCCUUCUCUUUCUCUUCAGCUCUGUUUAUUCCAGGGGUGUGUUUCGUCGAGAUACACACAAGAGUGAGAUUGCUCAUCGGUUUAAAGAUUUGGGAGAAGAUGAUUUCAAAGGCCUGGUGCUGAUUGCCUUUUCUCAGUAUCUCCAGCAGUGCCCAUUUGACGAUCAUGUAAAAUUAGUGAAUGAAGUAACUGAGUUUGCAAAAACAUGUGUUGCUGAUGAGUCAGCUGCAGAUUGUGACAAGUCACUUCAUACUCUCUUUGGAGAUAAACUGUGUACGGUUGCAUCUCUCCGUGAGACCUAUGGUGAGAUGGCUGACUGCUGUGAGAAACAAGAGCCAGAGAGAAAUGAGUGCUUUCUGCAACACAAAAGUGAUAACCCAGACCUCCCUAAACUGAAGCCAGAACCCGAAGCUUUGUGCACAGCCUUCCAGGAAAAUGAAAAGAGAUUUGGAGGAAAAUACCUAUAUGAAAUUGCCAGAAGACAUCCUUACUUUUAUGCCCCAGAACUCCUUUACUAUGCUCACCAAUAUAAACACGUUUUUGAAGAAUGCUGCAAAGACGCUGAUAAAGCUGCCUGCCUAUUACCAAAGCUUGAUGCUUUAAAAGAAAGAAUAUUGGCUUCAUCUGCCAGACAGAGACUCAGGUGUACCAGUAUCCAAAAAUUCGGAGAUAGAGCUCUCAAAGCAUGGUCAGUAGGUCACCUGAGCCAGAAAUUUCCCAAGGCUGAUUUUGCAGAGAUUUCCAAGAUAGUGACAGAUCUUACAAAAAUCCACAAGGAGUGCUGCCAAGGUGACCUGCUUGAGUGUGCAGAUGACAGGGCGGAUCUUGCCAAGUAUUUUUGUGACAAUCAAGAAACAAUCUCCUCUAAACUGAAGGAAUGCUGUGAGAAACCUCUAUUGGAAAAAUCCCACUGCAUUCAUGAGGCAGAAAGAGAUGAGAUGCCAGAAAACCUGCCUGCAAUAACUGAACAGUUUGCUGAAGAUAAGGACGUUUGCAAACACUACACGGAGGAAAAAGAUGUCUUCCUGGGCAUGUUUUUGCAUGAAUACGCAAGAAGGCACCCUGAGUACGCUGUCUCAUUGCUGCUGAGAAUUGCCAAGGAGUAUGAAGCCACACUGGAGGACUGCUGUGCCAAAGAUGAUCCUCAUGCAUGCUAUGCUACCGUGUUUGAUAAACUCCAGCAUCUUGCAGAUGAACCUCAGAAUUUAGUCAAACAAAACUGUGAACUUUUUGAAAAACUUGGAGAGUAUGGAUUCCAAAAUGACAUCUUAGUUCGUUACACUAAGAGACUACCCCAAGUGUCAACUCCAACGCUCGUGGAAGUCGCAAGAGGCCUAGGAAGAGUGGGCACUAAAUGUUGUACACUUCCUGAAUCAAAUAGAAUGUCCUGUGCUGAAGACUACCUGUCCCUGAUCCUGAACCGGUUGUGCGUGUUGCACGAGAAGACACCAGUGAGCCCCAGAGUUACCAAGUGCUGCACAGAGUCCUUGGUGAACAGACGACCAUGCUUUUCUUCUCUGACAGCCGAUGAAACAUAUGAACCCAAAGAAUUUGAUGAGAAAACAUUCACCUUCCAUGCAGAUUUAUGCUCAGUUUCUGAGCCUGAGAAACAAAUCAAGAAACAAACUGCACUCGCUGAGCUGUUGAAACACAAGCCUAAGGCAACAGACGAACAACUGAAGACUGUUAUGGAGAAAUUUGUAGCUUUUGUAGAUAAGUGCUGCGCAGCGGUUGACAAAGAGGCCUGCUUUACUGUGGAGGGUCCACUUCUUGUUGCUGCAACUCGAACAGCCUUAGCCUAAAAACAACACAAUCAUAAGCAUCUCAGCCUACCCUGAGAAGAAGAGAAAGAAAGAGAAAUGGAGACCCAGAGCUUAUUCAUCUGUUUUUCUUUUUCUGUUGGUGCUAAACCAACGCCCUAUCUAAAGAACACGGAUUUCUUUAAACAUUUUGCCUCUCUUCUCUAUGCUACUAUUAAUAAAAAAAAAUGAAAAGAAUCUAA
Messenger RNA from Camelus dromedarius (Arabian camel), 2073 nucleotides. RefSeq names its product albumin (gene ALB). Bases 50 to 1873 code for a protein of 607 amino acids. The transcript is spliced from 15 exons. Lineage: Eukaryota; Metazoa; Chordata; Mammalia; Artiodactyla; Camelidae. Gene Ontology annotation, cellular component: cytoplasm; blood microparticle. Gene Ontology annotation, biological process: transport. The record is from RefSeq and is a predicted model, not a curated record.